Molecule: messenger RNA, 843 nt
Organism: Dovyalis caffra
Lineage: Eukaryota; Viridiplantae; Streptophyta; Magnoliopsida; Malpighiales; Salicaceae
Source: the annotation of a GenBank genome assembly
AUGGAACCCAACAACCUCAACAAAGAACAAGACAAGAACUCGUGGGUCCUUAAAGCAUGUACCCUUCUCUCCAAAAUCCGUGACCAGUCACCACUCAUCCAGUGCAUCACCAAUUUUGUUUCGAUGGAUCUGAUGGCCAACACACUCUUAUCUGCUGGUGCCUCACCAGCCAUGAUCCACUCUAUAGAAGAAAUUCAAGACUUCACUCCUAAUAUCCACGCGCUUUGUAUUAACGUGGGCACACUCUCUCCUGCCUGGUUGCCAGCCAUGAGGGAAGCUGCUCAGGUGGCUACUAAAGCAGGGAAGCCUUGGGUUCUUGACCCUGUUGCUGCUGGAGCUUCUGGUUUCCGGUUGAAUGCUUGUUUGGAGCUUGUGGGGUUGAAGCCCAGUGUUAUUAGAGGAAAUGGGUCCGAGAUUAUUGCUCUUUCAAAGGCUUCUAUAGGAGCCUCCAAGGGUGUAGACAGCUCUCACGAGUCAAUGGGUGCAAUGGAAGCAGCGAAGUCCUUGGCUCAAUCAAGUGGGGCCAUAGUUGCAGUAUCAGGCGCUGUUGAUAUCAUUACAGAUGGCCACCGAAUUGUUGGUGCUUAUAAUGGAGUCCCCAUGAUGCAAAAGAUCACAGCAACAGGAUGUGCUGUCACUGCCCUCAUUGCUGGGUUUGUUGCUGUCGAUCCGUUGCAUGCUUUGGAAGCAACAGCUUCAGCAUUGUCCAUAUUUGGUAUUGCUGGAGAAAUCGGAAUGGACAUGGCCAAUGGUCCAGCUUCACUGCGAAUGCACUUGAUCGAUUCCCUGUAUAAUCUUGAUCAAGCUGCUGUAUCUUCUCGUUUAAAGAUUACUGGCCUGUGA